Fusarium oxysporum Fo47 is the source of this 855-nucleotide messenger RNA. RefSeq lists its product as uncharacterized. The coding region runs from base 1 to 855 and encodes 284 amino acids. The transcript is spliced from 2 exons. The record is from RefSeq and is a predicted model, not a curated record. NCBI's taxonomy places the organism in Eukaryota, Fungi, Ascomycota, Sordariomycetes, Hypocreales, Nectriaceae.
AUGGCAGGAUUCAGCAACUUACCAUCCGAGCUUAGGCGCCUGAUUUGGAACUUGAGUCUGCCGCGUCGCGCUUUGACCUUAGAUGUUCUGCUCGAAUCUGAGUCUCAUAAUUGGGAUGCUGGACUUCCGAUCAAAGCGCUUGUUUAUUUCGAGCGCUCGCGCCAACCUGGGGUCUUUAAUGCACAACAACAGCAGGUAGAACGUAUCAAUUCCAUAUGUACAGACUCUCGAUCAGUAGUUUUGUGGCGUCAUGUGAACCAGAUACAGCUAUAUGACAGAACGCAACCAGGGGCUCAACGAUCGAAAUGGAUAAGGUGCAAUUUGAAACAAGAUACAUUUAUUGCUGGCCAGUUUUCAAGCACAUUACGCCAGAAACUCGGCCAUUACACAAUACCCCAGGGGUCACUGGGAUCGAUGACGAUGGACUUGGUCCAACAGCUGCAAUGUAUCAGAACCCUUGUAAUUGAUCAGAACCAACAAGAGACAGAUAUCAUCGGGAUGGUCAGAGCCGAUGGCGACACCCUGGGCAGGAUUACUCCGGAGUUAGUUGGUUGCAUCCAUGUGAUGAAGAAUCUCCGCGUGUUGGUUGUCACAGAGGGGUGUUGUAACAUGUUGCGUAUAACAAAAGCAAAAGCAUUGAGUGUCGCUGCAAGAAGAGCAAUAAUAGCGGAAAAGGACACCCUCAAUGUGGCCGGAGACUUCGGAGUCUCGAAUCAACAACCAACAAACAUUAUCUUACUCUGUACGGAGUACAACCCAUGGUCUCAAGGGUGCAGGGGCCAAAAACUUUCUAAGCGAGAUACCCCCAUCUUCGUCGAUCUUGAAAUCGAGCCCGUUGUGCGGCGUAAGCAUUGA